This is a messenger RNA of Pseudozyma flocculosa PF-1, 651 nucleotides long. RefSeq lists its product as uncharacterized. The record is from RefSeq and is a predicted model, not a curated record. The transcript has 2 exons. NCBI's taxonomy places the organism in Eukaryota, Fungi, Basidiomycota, Ustilaginomycetes, Ustilaginales, Ustilaginaceae. The coding region runs from base 1 to 651 and encodes 216 amino acids.
AUGGAGCGCACCCAGCCGCAGUACGACUGGGAGCGCUGCGAGAUGAUUAUGAAGGCACCGCGGCGACGCACCCGCCCCUCGGGAAGCGCGUCGCCAAGCGUGCCCUACCGUAUCGUGUCCGCGGCCGUUUCCGCCCGCUCUUUCCAGUUCGUCGACGCCGAGGAGCUCGUACGGCUAGCCCGAGAAGAAGGCCCUAUCCGCAUCUGCACCAUCCACGACUUCCCUGGCGAACAACCGCCGGAGCCAGGAGACCCUCCGCCGCCACCGGACGGGCCCUCCGAGCUCCCGCGGGAGUUUGCCGACUACGCUGACGUUUUUGACGAGGCUCGUGCGGACGCCCUGCUGCAGCACCGCCCUAGCGACCACAAGAUCGUUGUGGAGCCCGGCAAGACCAUACCGCACGGCCCCCUCUACCCCCUGUCUGCCAAGGAGCUCGACGAGCUGCGGAAGUACUUGGACAAGAACCUUUCCCAAGGCUUCAUCCGCCCCUCGAAGAGCCCUGCGGCCGCGCCGAUCCUGUUCGUGCCCAAGAAGGACGGCUCCCUCCGCCUCUGCGUCGACUACCGCGGGCUCAACAGCGUCACGGUCAAGGACCGCUACCCCAUCCCCCUGAUCUCGGAGCAGCUGGACCGGCUGGCCCGCGCGCGCUGA